UUCUCCAUUUUGCUCUGAAGGAGACUUCAUUGUGGCCCCUGCCUGUCCCUUAUGUCCCACACUCCCUGCCACGCGGGAUGUGUGGGAACAGGUAGAAAUCCUUGGGGUGAGGAGGCCUGGAGGUGGGGGACUCCUUCUGCCUGAGACUCGAGUCUGCACUCCGAGACCCCCGGAAGUAUGGGGAAGCGUCAGCUGCCAGCCCCGAGUAGGGUGUGUGCUUGGUGACCGCGGCAAAUACCUCCGACGAGCUGGCGAGGAUCGACGGGGCGGGACCAACAUCAGACUCGACACAACCAGGUGGCGGCGAGGCCCGGCGUCGCGGGACUGCAGACGCGUAUCCUGUACACUUGCUCCCAUGAGCGGCCGAGUCGGGAACCUGAGCUCCCAGCAGCAGGAGGCGCUGGCCAGGGGUCCCAGGUAGGGCUGACUGGCAGCCUGGAGGGAAGGGUCAGGGACCCAGGGGCCCUGGGAUCCCAUCUGACCAUCACCUCCCCACGCCCAGUUCCGGGAGAACCUCCAGGACCUGAUGCCCACCCUGCCCAAAGCUGAUGACUACUUCCUCCUGCGCUGGCUGCGAGCCCGAGACUUUGACCUGCAGAAGUCUGAGGACAUGUUCCGGAAGCAUGUGGAGUUCCGGAAGCAACAGGACCUGGACAACAUCCUCACGUGGCAGCCCUCAGAGGUGAUCCAGCUGUAUGACUCAGGGGGCCUUUGUGGCUAUGACUACGAUGGUUGUCCCGUGUGGUUCGACAUCAUCGGGACCCUUGACCCCAAGGGCCUGCUCCUGUCGGCCUCCAAGCAGGAGCUGAUUCGGAAGCGCGUCCGGGCCUGUGAGCUCCUCGUGAGGGAGUGUGAGCUGCAGAGUCAGAAGCUGGGCAGGAAGAUUGAAACGGUGCUGAUGGUCUUUGACAUGGAGGGGCUGAGCCUGAAACACCUGUGGAAGCCGGCUGUGGAAGUCUACCAGCAGUUUUUUGCCAUCCUGGAAGCAAAUUAUCCUGAGACACUGAAGAGUUUAAUUGUUGUGCGAGCCCCCAGACUCUUCCCUGUGGCCUUCAACCUGGUGAAGUCAUUCAUGAGUGAGGAGACACGCAGGAAGGUAGUCAUUCUGGGAGUCAACUGGAAGCAGGAGCUGCCACAGUUCAUCAGCCCAGACCAGCUGCCUGUGGAGUUUGGGGGGACGAUGACUGACCCUGAUGGCAACCCCAAGUGCCUGACCAAGAUCAACUACGGGGGCGAGGUGCCCAAGACCUACUACCUGCGCCAGCAGGUGAGGGUGCAGUACGAGCACACAGUGUCCGUGGGCCGUGGCUCCUCCCUGCAGGUGGAGAACGAGAUCCUGUUCCCAGGCUGCGUGCUCAGGUGGCAGUUUGUAUCAGAUGGGGGGGACAUCGGCUUUGGGGUGUUCCUGAAGACCAAGAUGGGGGAGCGGCAGCGGGCAGGCGAGAUGACGGAGGUGCUGCCCAGCCAGCGCUACAAUGCCCACCUGGUACCUGAGGACGGGAGCCUCCCCUGCUUGGAAGCUGGCGUCUAUGUCCUGAGAUUCGACAACACCUACAGCCUGAUAUACGCCAAGAAGGUCAGCUACACCGUCGAGGUGCUUCUCCCCGACAGGGCCUCCGAGGAGAAGAUCCAGGGUCUCCAGGCGACGAGACCCACCCCUGCACAAUGAAGAUGCACCCACCGCUAUGCCUGAGUCCCUGACCCCCUUAGCAGCCUCUCCCUGCUCCCUGUAGGGCUGAAGGUGGUCGUGGUGAGCCACCUGCCCCGCAAGGCCAUCCCUACUUGCCAUGGGUCCAAAUGGCACAUUGGCCAAGCAGGAAGGGGACAGCCGGGGUGCAGCCACUCUGUGCAUUCAAUGCAGGCACCCAUCCCCACUGAGGAAGGGUCCCUUCUGCAGAAGCCACCGUUAUGUCCCUCCUGAGAGGGUCCACUCAGCACAGGACUCACCCAUGCCUGGUGGCCCCGGGGGUGGGGGGGUGCGGGGAAGCAGGGAGGGGCAGGGCCAGCUGGAAGCAUCUGGAUGGAGGGAUAGGGCAGGGGUACAGUUCCCAGUUCCCCUCCAGGUUGCCCACCCACCUUUGCUGGGAAAUCAGAAAUCAAAAGGCAGGACUCUUACCCAGAGCCGAGUCGGUAGAGACAGCAUCUCUGGUGAAUUCCUAGCAACCCACCAUUCAGCUCGGGUCCCCUCUGGCUCUGAGUGAAGGCCAGGACCAAAGCAGAGGGGUGCUGGGAUACAAAAAGUGGGGCUGUCAUCCCAGGCUCCUCCUCCUGGGCUCUGACUUGAUUUUUGGAGAAACAUCAAGCUUUUCCUCUAUCUCUAUGUCUUGCCAAGGGGGCAGCUGAUGGUCAGCUGCCAAUCACCCACUUGAGACCCCAGUGGCCAGCCAGUGAUGGCUUCUGCAUGUGAUUUCUUCAAGGGCAAGUCCACCCAGUGCUCCCAGACCAGAGAGGGACUGCCCAGGAAAAAGCAGAGGAAGCCACAGGGCUGGAGCCGGGCAUGGCUCUGUCGGUUGACUCCUGUUGGCACCAAAGCCAUCAGCUGGGGCCCCGGAGCCCAGCCAGUGCUGCUCUAUCCCCUCCCCACCCUGCCCCCAGCCCUCUGGCUGGGCCACACAUAGCUCAGAAGACCUGAGUAGGAUGCCCCUACUCUCCUAGUUUGUCCUUCUGUACUGCCUUUCCUACCUCCUAGGCAAUGUCCCUGGGAGUGGGUGAUCUGACGUCCCUGUAAAAGGGGUCCUGGCUGCAAAGCAUUAGCAUCCGGGCUACUGAAGCCUCUCCCAGAGACCCAUAGCCUUAGCAAAUGCCACCUGCCCAGGUGCUUUGAGAAUCUCAGAAUCUGUGAUUUCAUUUUCUCCACUAAAUAAGAGGUUUCUCAAUUAGCCAGGACCUAUUUAAGGGGAGAAAAAGAUGAGACUGAGAAGCUGAGGGGUUUCAGGUGGACUGUGUGAGGUCUUGGGGGACUGGGAGGGCUCCAAGCCCCCUCCAGCUGGGGCAGCUGCACCGUUCACAGCUUAACGUACUCUGCUCCCACCUGGAUACUGUCUGAAUGGGGAAUGGAGGUGGGAAAUAGGAAAGGGUGGGAGUCUCUGCUGCUAUAAGCAAACUAAACUGAACCCCAAAACCCAGAGCCUUGAGGUGCUCUGGUCUGACAGAGAGAUCGAGUGGUUUGGGAAGAAAAAAACUCCUCUCCUGGCUCCAAGGAGGCCACCUGGGGCUGUUGGGCAAGUGUCAUGGGGCAUCCCUGUGUCCUGAGGCGGUUCUUGCUCCCCAGCUGCUCAGGACAGCUGCCUCUGCCCCUGACGCACUGUGUAACCACCAUCCUGGAAGCCUCCCCAGGUGCAGUGAUACCUGGAGCCCCAUCCCCACCUGGGCACCUGGGCUCCCCGGGGACCUGGAACCACUGCCCUUGUCCAGCUGCAGAGGGCGUGGCUGACUGGGGUUGACCCCUGUGCUAGGUUCUGCUGGGCCCACCCAUGGUCAUGACAAGUCCCCCAGGCCCCCAACCCUUGCCUAAAAACAAGAGGUCUGUGCACUUGAACCCUGACCCUUGCCCUUUUAACUGCCCACAGCCAAUUUCCCGCCAUCAGCACAGCCUCAUCUGGUUUCCUUGUAGGUAGUGAAGAUCAUUUUGCCCCAUGCAUCAGGGUCUCCCAAGGCUCUGGGAAUUUACCCAAAUCCAGGCCACUUGGGAGUGGGGUCCGGUGGGGGCAGCAGCAACUCCGAGUCCUAGAGCCGGCGAAGGAUCUGAGGGUUGACCAGGUGCAGACAAGCCUUCCAGACUGAUGAAUGAGUUAUGGGCAUGGCAUGGGAGUCGAGAUCCAAGGAAAGCCGGGAGAGCUCUCCUGGCCUUGGGGGACACUGCUAGUGACUCACGGAUGUUAGCUGUCUCUUUGUGAACAAUUGUGAACUCAUUAGUCUUCAGUAAAACCAUUUUAUGACUCAGGUUACA
Molecule: messenger RNA, 3949 nt
Organism: Choloepus didactylus (southern two-toed sloth)
Lineage: Eukaryota; Metazoa; Chordata; Mammalia; Pilosa; Megalonychidae
Gene: SEC14L4
Product: SEC14 like lipid binding 4
Exons: 12
Coding region: 527-1669 (380 amino acids)
Cellular component (GO): cytoplasm
Source: RefSeq, a predicted model, not a curated record